AGUUUCAGAUAAAAAAAAAGCAAAUCUACUUGACAAUCCAGCAACUUGAAAACACAAGGUCAAUUGAAUGGCGUGGAAUGCUACUGAUAGCGCGUUGAAUAUAGAUGCCUCUGGACUUCUCAAGGUUGGAUAUAAUCACGCAGGUACAUUGUACAUACAAAAGAAUUCCAAAAGAAAAACCAAGUGGAUUCCACGUUUUGUCAUCAUUGCACGGGGAUGGAUAUAUAUUUUCCAGGAUAAAAAUGCUAAGAUAGCAGAAAAGACAUUCCCUUUACAUGAUUUCAAUCGUGUGGAGAGCUACCAUCAUGUGGCCGGCGAAAAUUUCUGCUUUUGCCUGAACUAUUCUGACCUGCAAAAGAAAGAGCCACUUAUUUUCGCUUGUGAAGUUGAGAAAACCAAACAGACAUGGAUGAAACAUUUUGAUGAAGCUAUUAAAGCGAUUAAUGGAUCAUCAGCGGACAGCGAUUACGAAAGCAUUACUGGAGAAGGACGAAAUAAUUCCAAUGGUAUGCUAGUGUUACCAGGCAAUCAACCCGCCAUUGUAGAAGUUGACGGUUCCGGCUAUCUGAGAGCAAAACAAAUGAAAUCAUCUAAUAAGGAUUUUUGCCAAGACGAACAAAAAUGGAAAAGAAAGUCGGUACGAACGGAACCAAUGAGUGUACAAGAAAAAUGCGACAAAUUUGUAUCUGCUGUGGAUCGUGGAUAUGCAGAAAAUGACAUAGAUGUUCAGUAUAAAACGGUAUAUAACCGUAACCAAGUUACUGGAUAUUCAGGCGGGAAAGAUAUGCGAGCGCCGCCUUUACCGGCUAAGUACUUGAGUCAAACAUCUUCGCAAGCCCCUUUAUCAAGAAACAAUACUGAGCCAAUUCUACCUUAUACAGAACAAGACAGAGAACCAUCGGUUACAAAAUCUCACUCAUACGUGGAUGUUGUUUCUGACAAUAUGAGUGAAGUAACAAGUUGUGCUUCCAGCUCACGAAAAUCAAAAGGUUUAAGCAGCGCAACAUUCAUGUGUGAGUUUCGAGCCGAGGCUGAAAGGAUGUUGAACGAACAACCCGUAGGAAACUUUUUAGUUUGUCCUAGUGAAGAGAGUACAUGGGUGCUGCUUGUCAAAAC
Mercenaria mercenaria is the source of this 1116-nucleotide messenger RNA. RefSeq lists its product as uncharacterized. Gene Ontology annotation, biological process: signal transduction. NCBI's taxonomy places the organism in Eukaryota, Metazoa, Mollusca, Bivalvia, Venerida, Veneridae. The record is from RefSeq and is a predicted model, not a curated record. Gene Ontology annotation, molecular function: SH3 domain binding.